Messenger RNA from Rubroshorea leprosula, 2157 nucleotides. Lineage: Eukaryota; Viridiplantae; Streptophyta; Magnoliopsida; Malvales; Dipterocarpaceae. The record is from the annotation of a GenBank genome assembly.
AGCACCCUAUCUAAAUAAGCUUUAACAAAAAAAAGAUGAGAGAGAGGGGUAGAGAGAGAGAGUGCAGGAAAUGGCAGUGGAUCACAGCAACGACGACGAGAGUAGAGUGCGAGGUUGGUAUGGAGACGUGGAGAUCAGAAUAGGGGCCUUUAUGAUGAUGGGGAUAAAGGAACUUGUGAGAAGAGAUGGAGAAGACAAAGAAGAGCUUAAGGAUUUGAUGGAAUCUACAGCGGAUUGGCUUAGUCAGUGGUUUGAUGAAAUCCGUACAUGGACCUCCACAACGGUGGCUAGUGAACGGUUUGUAUGGCUAAAAAUAAUGGGGGUUCCUCUAAAAUUGAAUUGGUCUGAAGAUGAUGAUGGGGAAGAAGACGCUGACAUGGCCCUUGGAAAAGUCCAAGAAAUUCAAAAAAUUCCAAUUGUUGAUGAGACUUCUAGCUCUGCAGAGCACAUUAACAAGUUAAGAGGCAGAAGUGGAGAAAGUGCUAGUUCCAAGGAGCUUUGUUAUGAGGUAAACAUAGGGGAGCAAGCCCAUGACGGUUACCCAUCCCUCAGCUUGAACAAAGAUAAUCAUGCUAGAAAACAAUCACAAGAGUUGAUCAGAGAAGAAGAAGAUGCAAGGGUGUCGGCCUUUGAUGGGUAUGAUGCAAGGGGUGAUGGUUCAUUCUGGGUAGACCUAAGUAGUGACUUAGGACCGAUUGCAGACUGGAUUAGCAGGUUUAAGAAGAUGAAGAUGAAAAAGAAGAAGCAGAGAAAGAGGAAAUCAAGGGAUUUAGAGCUAGUUGAUCUGCCAUUGAAUGGAAGGAAGUUUACCUGGUACAAGCCUAAUGGUGAUGCUAUGAGUAGGCUUGACAGAUUUCUACUAACUGAAGAUUGGAUGGCUAAGUGGAGUAACAUGAAACAGUGGGGAUUAAAAUGCUCUAUUUUUUAUCAUUGUCUUGUUUUACUCAAAAGUCAGCACAUUGAUUGGGGGCCUAAGCCUUUUAAAUUUUUUGAUGAAUGGUUAUUACAUCAUGAAUGCAAGACCCUAGUGGAAGAGGAAUGGAAGAAGACUAAUGUUCAAGGCUGGAAAGGAUUUUGUGUGAAGGAAAAACUCAAGGCAGUUAAACAAAAGUUGAAGAAAUGGAGUGCUGAGGAGUUUACACAGAUUGACUUUAAGAUUAAUGAGGCCAAGGAGAAGAUUGCAAGAUUUGAUAGGUUGUGUGAGCAUAAACAGUUGAGUGAUGCAGAGUUAAUGGAAAGGAAGCAACUGUUUAUGGAAUUAUGGAAGAAUCUAAAGAUAAAGGAAGGUAUGUACAAGCAGGAAGCAAGGAAGGCUUGGCUCAAGAAUGAAGUAAAAGACGGGAUUGCUAAACACUUCCAAAAUUUAUUUCAGGAGGAAAACUGGGUGAGACCUGUUCUUGAUGGUGUGGACUUCAAACAAAUUUCUUCACAGCAAGCUGCAAGGUCAACAGCCUCUUUUUCGAGUGAUCAUCUAUUUCUUACUUGUAAAGUCACUGUCGAAAUUUGGAAUAGAUGCUGGAAUUGGUGGGGUGUUCAAACUAUGUUGGCUAGUAAUGUUUGGGAUGUCUUUAUCAACCAUGAGGGUAUUGCAAUGUCCAAACGAAUGAGGAUCGAUUGGGAGGUGGUGUGGUUUGCUUUGACUCAGUAUAUAAGGAACUUAUUGGCCAAAUUUGGCAUGCAAGAUGCUAAACUAGUCACCUCCCUUAUGGCUCUUGGUGCCCAGCCGGACGUCUCCUUUACUGUCAAUCGCCUAUCUCAAUUCCUUCAUGCUCCAUCCGACAUCCAUUGGCAAGCUGCAAAGAGAGCGGGCGACAACGAUAACUAUCGUUCUACAAUUGGGUACCUAGUCUUUCUUGGGUGUAAUCCCAUCUCAUGGCGUGCUUGCAAGCAAAAGGUCGUGGCUCGAAGCUACAUAGAGGUUGAAUAUCAGGCGCUUGCGGCAGCAGCUUCUUAAAUAGUUUGGGUUCGGAACUUGCUCUUUGAACUUGGGCAUCCAGUCACUGUUACUCUUGCCUUGUAUUGUGAUAAUGUGGGUGCCAUUCAUUUAAGUAGUAAUCCUGUUAACGAGUAAGACAUUGCUAUUCUUGACCGUUAAAGGAUCAAUUUUUAAGUUAACAAUUUAAAGUGUCAAAUAUACAAUAUAUAUGUUUGUUUUCA